Molecule: messenger RNA, 2247 nt
Organism: Clarias gariepinus (North African catfish)
Lineage: Eukaryota; Metazoa; Chordata; Actinopteri; Siluriformes; Clariidae
Gene: rhbdl2
Product: rhomboid, veinlet-like 2 (Drosophila)
Exons: 8
Coding region: 295-1218 (307 amino acids)
Cellular component (GO): membrane
Molecular function (GO): serine-type endopeptidase activity
Source: RefSeq, a predicted model, not a curated record
GUGUGUGUGUGUGUGUGUGUAAGCGGAUCUGAUUAAAGCAGGAUCUGUCUCAGAGCUCGGACCGACCCGUGUGUGUGUGUGUGUGUGUGUGUGUGUGAGAGAGAGAGAGAGAGAGAGAGAGUGUGUGUGUGUGUGUGUGUGUGUGUGUGUGUACACACACACAGUCGUGCAGGUCUGAUCUACAGCACGACACACUGCACACAGAUCGGACCGGCGGCGCGGAGAUCAGAGGAUAAUCAGACCGGGUCACCGCGAGGAGAGGGGGAGACAGGAGCAGGCUGGUGGUGGUGUGAGAUGGCGAGUGAUGAUGUGGAGGCGGGUGAAGCGUUACCUGUGGAGCGAGGUGGGGCGGAUUGGGGUGAGGAGGAGGGGGAGGGGGAGGGGGACACAGGGGGCGCAGGGGGGGCCAGCAGGGGGGCCGGGUGCUGCGAGAGGUUCCACAUGUCCGUGUCCAAGUGGAUGCUGCCUGAGGACCUGAGAGAGACGUACCUGGAGAGAGCCAACUGCUGCCCGCCGCCCAUCUUCAUCAUCCUCAUCAGCCUCGGAGAGUUGGCGGUGUUUGUUUAUUACGCGGUGUGGAAGCCCCAGAAGCAGUGGAUAACUCUGGAUGAUGGAAUCUGGAAGAGUCCGCUGACGUAUAAACCUGACGAGCGCGAGGAGGCGUGGCGUUUCCUCUCCUACAUGUUUGUACACGCCGGAGUUCAGCACAUCAUGGGAAACCUGACUCUCCAGCUUCUCCUCGGGAUCCCCUUAGAACUGGUCCAUAAAGGGUUCGAGGUGGGGAUGGUGUACAUGGGCGGCGUUCUCGCAGGCUCAUUAGCGAGCUCCAUCUUUGACCCGUACAGCGCCCUCGUCGGGGCGUCCGGAGGAGUGUAUGCGCUGAUCGGAGGUUACUUCAUGAACGCUGUAGUGAACUUUAGAGAGAUGAUUCCUCUGCUCGGAGUGUUCCGCAUCACCGUCAUCGUCCUCAUCGUUGGCACAGACGUGGGCUUCGCUCUCUACAGACGUUUCCUGACCAGCGCUGCAGGACUCAAGGUGUCGUUUGUGGCUCACAUCGGUGGAGGAAUCGCAGGAAUGACCAUCGGCUACGUGUUCUUCAGUAACUACAACCAGAAGCUCCUCCGUGAUCCUCGCUUCUGGUUCUGCAUCGUGGGCUACAUCGCCUUCCUGCUCUUCGCCGUCGUCUUCAACAUCUUCCUGUCUCCGGCUCCUCGCUGAUCAGACGCGGAACCCUGGCCGUCUCAGAGUCUCCAUCAACACCAACGCUAACGUUCAUGACGCGGCCAGACGUUCAGAUCCAUUUCAUUUAAAUUGAUUAUAUAAAUAAAUGAAGUUUUAGGUUUAUUGAUGGAGCUCUGUAACCUCGCUGUACCUUGUUAACACCAGGACACCGUGUACACCGGGACGAGGACCUUCAGUGGGGACUUUUGAUAUUUCAUGUUACUGAAGAAAACUGAUUUUAUUUACGGUGCUGACGGGUUUCUUUUGGGUUUCAGGGUUUUUACAGGGUUUUGUAUUUUAUCUGGUUUUUAGCUUUUGUGGUUUUUAUUAGUUACAGAAUGAACAGUUACACUUGUUUUUCUAACCCGUUUAUUAUCAGUGGCACGAGGGCUGGCCACGCCCCCAUUGUUACUAUGGAAACCAUAACGUAUCAGAGUGAGCACAUAAAUACCACCGGAGCUGCUGUUAUAGAAAAUGAAUCACCACCACCAGGGUGUAAUAAAACUCAACACUGUUUAGUGAACGUGUGUGUGUGUGUGUGUGUGUGUGUGUGUGUGUGUGUGUGUGUGUGUGUGUGUGUGUGUGUGUCAGUCAGUGAGUUACUGAAUUAUUUGUUACUGGAGUUAUGUGAUUAAUUUUGAGAUCAGAAUUUAUGGAUCAGGAUUUCUUCAUCCUAUGAGAUUAAUUUCUGGUCCAAACGCCGGCGUAUUAAGGAGCAGUUCUGCCAAAGAUGUCGAGUGUGUGUAGGUUCCAGUCCCCUGAAUAUAAAACACAAGCACUGACCCACUGUGAGCAGCAGGAGGCGCUGUCUAUCAGGAUCCAGGUGUGAUUUUAUUGUGUCUCAGGUGUGUCUCAGGUGUGUCUCAGGUGUGUGUGUGUACUGAUCUAUAAUCUCAUUAAUGUAAACAAUAAGAAUCUUAAAUCUGAUUGUGUUUAUUUACUGUUACCUUAAAGAUAAAGUUUACUUGUUUUAUGAUCUUAUAAACCUGUUGCAGCUGAAGUUUUCAUUAAAAGCUGUUUAUCAGA